Messenger RNA from Xenopus tropicalis (tropical clawed frog), 3389 nucleotides. Its product is annotated as oocyte zinc finger protein XlCOF6-like. Lineage: Eukaryota; Metazoa; Chordata; Amphibia; Anura; Pipidae. Gene Ontology annotation, cellular component: nucleus; nucleoplasm. Bases 511 to 2634 code for a protein of 707 amino acids. The record is from RefSeq and is a predicted model, not a curated record. The transcript is spliced from 2 exons.
GUACAGUAACAUGUCCCAUGUAGAAGUUACUGAGUCUGCACUGUCCCAAAGGCAAAAGCAUUAAGUAACUGAAAUAUAUUGUAACCCUGUCUGUAACCUGGCAGCUACCCAGCAUGCACUGCUCUCAGCCACUCACUCACUGUCAGUUCUAUUCAGUAACAAGUAGAAAGCAGUAAAACUCUGCAGGCAGAUCCACUGAGCUCUGUAAUCCCAUUUCCCUUUAUUCUGGUGCCCACAUGCGGCUGCUCCUGCACUGCCAGCUCUCCUGAUCUGCAUCUGCCCACCAGCAAUAUGGCCGCCUCUCUGGGGCAGGGACAACUCUGAGAGGGAAGCCAUUGUUUGAUUGGUCUGAAACCGAACCAGCUCAUUGGCUAAAGGGCGGAGCUGCCUUCCCAGGGGGAGGGGUGAGAGAUCUUUGUGCUUCUCUCUAGUUUCAGACCGGAUAGAGGGAAAGGCUGAACCCUUCCUGUAACUGCCUUAUUCUGUGUCCCUGGGCUGCUGGGGGGGUACAUGAAGGCGGAACCCAAUUUAGACUCUGCUGAACUGCCCAAACCAGAGACUGACUCGGAGUCCGGCACAAGAGAUGGCGAUUGCUUAACAAGCUCUGAUGGAUCAGGUUUUAUCUGCUAUAAGUGUGGGGAAACCUUCACUGUGAAUAGCCAUCUUCUCGCCCACCUCUGUGGGAAACAACUGAAAAGCUACUCCGGAGAGAAACUAUACAGCUGUACAGAGUGUGGGCAAAGAUUUUCUUUGUUACCGAGUUUGGUUACACACAUAAGAAUCCACGCAGGGGAGAAACCAUUCACCUGUACAGAAUGUUGGAAAACUUUUAAAAGUAAGGACCACCUUCGCAUGCACCAGAAACUUCACAUAGAGCAGCUCCCAGUCACCUGUACGGAAUGUGGGAAAAGCUUUACUUCAAAGAGUAAUCUCAAAACUCACCAAAUGAUUCACAUGGACCCAGUCACCUGUACGGAAUGUGGGAUAAGGUUUACUUCACUCAGAAACCUCAGAAAUCACCAAGCGAUUCACAUGAGAAAGGAGCCAAUCACCUGUACGGAAUGUGGGAAAAGCUUUACUUCAAUAUACAGCCUUCGUGUACAUCACAGAAUUCACACAGGGGAGAAACCAUUCUCCUGUACAAAAUGUAGGAAAUGUUUUUCUCUUAGGAGCAGUCUCCAGAAACAUGAAAUGGCUCACAAAAACAAUCCCUAUGUAUGUAGUGAGUGUGAUAGAAUGUUUCGUGAUAUGGAAAAGCUUCGUUGGCACCAGGCCGUUCAUACGUGUUCCAUAUGUGAAGUAAGUGGGAAAUGUUUUCCUGAGAAGAGCUCUCUUAAAAAUCAUCAGAGAAUUCACACAGGGGAGAAACCAUUCAGCUGCACAGAAUGUGGGAAAACAUUUACAGAAAAGGCAAAACUUGUAGUUCACCAAAGAAUUCACACCGGAGAGAAACCCUUCUUCUGCACAGAAUGUGGGGAAAGUUUUAUUGAAAAGAGAAUCCUUCAAAUCCAUCAAAGAUGUCACACCGGUGAGAAACCAUUCACCUGUACAAAAUGUGGGAAAGGUUUUAAUGAAAAGCGCACUCUUCGCAAACAUGAAAUAAUUCACACGAGGAAGAGACCAUUCACUUGUAAAGAAUGUGGGAAAAGUUUUUCUGCAAAAUCCAUAUUUUACGUACACAAAAAGUAUCAUGCUAAAAAGAAACCAUUCACCUGUACCGAAUGUGGGAAAAGUUUGAAUGAAAAGAGCAGUCUAUGCAAACAUGAAAUAAAUCACACGAGGAAGAGACCAUUCACUUGUAACGAAUGUGGGAAAAGUUUUUCUACAAAAUUCACAUUUUACAUACACAAAAGACUUCAUUGUAAAAUGAAACCAUUCAAAUGUACAGAAUGUGGGAAAUGUUUUACUACAAAAGGAAACCUUAAACUGCACCAGAAAGUUCACACUGAAGAGAAACCAUUCACCUGUAGAGGAGAUGGAAAACAUUUGGCAGAAAUUGGCAGCGUUUGCAAACACGGAAGAAUUCACACCAGGGUGAGACCAUUCACCUGUACAGAUUGUGGGAAAAGUUUUAAUGAAAUGAGAUACCUUCAACGACAUAAAAAAAUUCAUACCGGGGAGAAACCACAUACCUGUACAGAAUGUGGGAAAUGUUUCACUGAUAAGAGAUACCUUCAAGAACAUAUAAGAAUUCACACCGGGGAGAAACCAUAUACGUGUACAGAAUGUGGGAAAUGUUUUACUACAAAGACCGGCCUUAAUAGUCACCAAAGAGUUCACACCGGGGAGAACCCAUAUACCUGUGGGAAAGGUUUUACACUAAAGACCGGCCUUAAACACCACCAACAAGUUCACACCGGAGAGAAACCAUUUACCUGUACUGAAUGUGGGAAAUGUUUUACUACAAAGACUGGCCUUAAACACCACCAACAAGUUCAUACCGGAGAGAAACCAUUUACCUGUACUGAAUGUGGGAAAUGUUUUACACAAAAGACCAGCCUUAAUCAGCACCAAAAACUUCACACUGGGGAGAAACCAUUCACCUGUACUAAAUGUGGGAAAUGUUUUACUAGAAAAUCUCACCUUAAUCGCCACCUUAAGUGUCACCGUUCACCUGUACAGAAUGACGGUUAAGAUUUUCUUUUAAAACCACCCUUUACAAACACCCAGUAGAUGUUUGGGAGAAACCUGGGGGUGUGGGAUAUUAAAAGCACUAGAACAUCACUGGGCUGUAUAAUACUAAUAACAUACACUUCUGGCUAUAAAAUGGUUUCAGUUAUGUUGGGCAAGUGUGACCCCCAACUCUGCACAGUCAGGAGAAAUAUUUAGCCCAUAGAUACCGGGAGGCAGCUGCUGCCAGAGCCGUGUUUCUCAGGCUUAUAGCCUAUUCUGGUGCUGCCCAAUUGUUUCAGGUUAGUGAGCUGAUCAUAUAAUAUAUCUCAGUGCCAAACAGAGUCACACCAAGGGGAUUGUGUACUUGGUAAGCGGGACGGGGGUUAUAAUCCCUUGGGGUGUCACAGGAGCAACAGUUUAAAUUAUUUGUUGAUAUAAAGUGCAGGGGAACCAUGAGGAAGAGGAGGAGAUGCUCAGGGGGAGGAGUCACUGUGCAAUUGCGGAUACACAGCAGGGGCUUCUGGGUACAGGCAGAGAAGCACAAAUAUUAUACUGGGAUUCACACAGUUACUACUGGGGCAAAAUGGGAAUUGCUGGGGGCAAAUGAGCCAGAGAUGUGACCCAAAUGGCAGCGGUUCCUGAUAUCCCUAAUGGGCUGAGGGGAAUGGGACAGUUGGAACGUCAUUCCUCAAGUGUCUUCAGUUUCCCUAAUAAACAUAAAACUCUAACCAUUAACUCCAGGAAAGAAUGAAUGAAAUAAAGGACCAUGGAAACUA